This is a messenger RNA of Lineus longissimus, 5265 nucleotides long. RefSeq names its product fibropellin-1-like. Bases 1 to 5184 code for a protein of 1727 amino acids. The record is from RefSeq and is a predicted model, not a curated record. Gene Ontology annotation, molecular function: calcium ion binding. NCBI's taxonomy places the organism in Eukaryota, Metazoa, Nemertea, Pilidiophora, Heteronemertea, Lineidae. The transcript has 6 exons.
AUGGCAGGACACAAAAUCGACGGGUUCCUGUGGUGGGCUGUAUUGGUCCUUGCAGUUAGCAUAUCGGUCACCAAUGCUAUCGAAAUAAAAGAUGAUUGUGACCCAGAUUCCGAGAUUUGCGUCAACGCGAUUGAUACGGAAGACACACUACCUGACGGUAUGGCUGUGACAAGAAAAGAAAUGAACGUUUUACUAAAGGAUUUAACGAAGAUACGGCGACAUAAACAUACCACCCUCAAAAUAGCCGAGAGAACAUCUGAGAGGGACAAGGAUGUCGCUAAGAUGCAGCAAGAAAUUGCGUCUCUGAAAAGUGUCGUAGCAUCACUGGAGGCGAAAGUUCUGGCUGUGAUCAUAUGUGAUCCAUGUGGAACAGUCACACCAGACAUCUUCUCGUGUGCCUCGUCUCCAUGCCAAGGUCACAGCACCUGCCUUGAAGCCUUUGGUCCAACCAAUUACACCUGCACAUGCGCACCCGGGUUCACCGGAGACAGAUGCGAAAACGAUGUGGACGAAUGCCAGCUCUCACCCUGCGCAAACGGAGCGACCUGCAACAACGAGAUUGGCAGCUUCCAAUGCGCAUGUCAACCGGGAUACACAGGGAACCUCUGCGAUGUUGAUAUUGACGAGUGUGAAUCUAAUCCAUGUUUAGGAGGCGCAACCUGCUUUGAUUUAGUCAACGGCUUCCGGUGUUCAUGUCCCUCUGGUUUCGCUGGGUUGUUUUGCGAGACGAACUUAGACGACUGUUGCGAUGCCCCGUGUCAAAAUGGUGGCAUUUGUAUCGAUGGCAACAACACGUAUUCCUGCCUCUGUGCACCAGGAUUCGAAGGCCCUGACUGUGAAAUGGAGACAGACGAAUGCAGAUCGAAUCCUUGCAGAAAUAAUGCGACUUGCUUAGAUGGGCCCGGAUUGUAUUCGUGCCUGUGUCCGAGUGGAUACUCCGGUCUUGAUUGUGAAUUGGAAACAGACGAGUGCGCAUCAACCCCUUGUCAAAAUAAUGCUACCUGCCAAGACCAAGUUGGUGGUUACUCGUGCGUCUGUCCUCCCGGUUUCACUGGGGUUCAUUGUGGAACUGACAUCAACGAAUGCGCGUCAACCCCUUGUCAAAAUAAUGCUACCUGCCAAGACCAAGUUGGUGGUUACUCGUGCGUCUGUCCUCCCGGUUUCAGUGGGGUUCAUUGUGGAACUGACAUCAACGAAUGCGCGUCAAGCCCUUGUCAAAAUGGUGGUAGCUGCCAAGACAAAGUUGGUGGUUACUUGUGCGUCUGUCCUCCCGGUUUCAGUGGGGUUCAUUGUGGAACUGACAUCAACGAAUGUGCGUCUAGCCCUUGUCAAAACAAUGCCACUUGCAAUGACCAAGUUGGUGGUUACUCGUGCGUCUGUCCUCCCGGUUUCACUGGGGUUCAUUGUGGAACUGACAUCGACGAAUGCGCUUCUAGCCCUUGUCAAAACAAUGCCACUUGCAAUGACCAAGUUGGUGGUUACUCGUGCGUCUGUCCUCCCGGUUUCAGUGGGGUUCAUUGUGGAACUGACAUCAACGAAUGCGCGUCUAGCCCUUGUCAAAACAAUGCCACUUGCAAUGACCAAGUUGGUGGUUACUCAUGCGUCUGUCCUCCCGGUUUCAGUGGGGUUCAUUGUGGAACUGACAUCGACGAAUGCGCUUCUAGCCCUUGUCAAAACAAUGCCACUUGCAAUGACCAAGUUGGUGGUUACUCAUGCGUCUGUCCUCCCGGUUUCAGUGGGGUUCAUUGUGGAACUGACAUCAACGAAUGCGCGUCUAGCCCUUGUCAAAACAAUGCCACUUGCAAUGACCAAGUUGGUGGUUACUCGUGCGUCUGUCCUCCCGGUUUCAGUGGGGUUCAUUGUGGAACUGACAUCGACGAAUGCGCGUCAAGCCCUUGUCAAAAUGGUGGUAGCUGCCAAGACAAAGUUGGUGGUUACUCGUGUGUCUGUCCUCCCGGUUUCAUUGGGGUUCAUUGUGCAACUGACAUCAACGAAUGCGCGUCUAGCCCUUGUCAAAACAAUGCCACUUGCAAUGACCAAGUUGGUGGUUACUCAUGCGUCUGUCCUCCCGGUUUCACUGGGGUUCAUUGUGGAACUGACAUCGACGAAUGCGCUUCUAGCCCUUGUCAAAACAAUGCCACUUGCAAUGACCAAGUUGGUGGUUACUCGUGCGUCUGUCCUCCCGGUUUCAGUGGGGUUCAUUGUGGAACUGACAUCGACGAAUGCGCUUCUAGCCCUUGUCAAAACAAUGCCACUUGCAAUGACCAAGUUGGUGGUUACUCGUGCGUCUGUCCUCCCGGUUUCAGUGGGGUUCAUUGUGGAACUGACAUCAACGAAUGCGCGUCAAGCCCUUGUCAAAACAAUGCCACUUGCAAUGACCAAGUUGGUGGUUACUCGUGCGUCUGUCCUCCCGGUUUCACUGGGGUUCAUUGUGGAACUGACAUCGAUGAAUGCGCUUCUAGCCCUUGUCAAAAUGGUGGUAGCUGCCAAGACAAAGUUGGUGGUUACUUGUGCGUCUGUCCUCCCGGUUUCAGUGGGGUUCAUUGUGGAACUGACAUCAACGAAUGCGGUUCUAGCCCUUGUCAAAAUGGUGGUAGCUGCCAAGACCAAGUUGGUGCUUAUUCCUGCGUCUGUCCGCCUGGUUUCAGUGGUGUCCAUUGUGGCAUCAACAUCGAUGAGUGCGCUUCCACACCUUGUCAAAAUGGUGGUAGCUGUUUGGAUGGUAUAGCGUCCUAUUUAUGCAGGUGUCCAGGUGGUUUCACAGGCGAUGAAUGUCAAAUUGAUACAGAUGAAUGUGCCUCCGGCCCUUGUCAAAAUGGUGGUAGUUGUUUGGAUGGUAUCGCGUCCUAUUCAUGCAGUUGUCCAGCUGGUUUCACAGGUGAUAGAUGUCAAACUGAUGUCGAUGAAUGCGCCUCCGGCCCUUGUCAAAAUGGUGGUAGUUGCUUGGAUGGUAUCGCAUCCUAUUCAUGCAGUUGUCCAGCUGGUUUCACAGGCGAUGAAUGUCAAACUGAUAUAGAUGAAUGUGCCUCCGGCCCUUGUCAAAAUGGUGGUAGUUGCUUGGAUGGUAUCGCGUCAUAUUUAUGCAGUUGUCCAGCAGGUUUCACAGGCGACGAUUGUCAAAUUGAUGUAGACGAAUGUGCCUCUAAACCAUGUCAAAAUGGGGGAAGUUGCUUGGAUGGUAUCGCGUCCUAUUCAUGCAGUUGUCCGACUGGAUUCACAGGCGAUAGAUGUCAAACUGAUGUAGAUGAAUGCGCCUCCAACCCCUGUCAAAAUGGUGGUAGUUGCUUGGAUGGUAUCGCGUCCUAUUCAUGCAGUUGUCCAGCUGGUUUCACAGGCAAUAGAUGUCAAACUGAUGUAGAUGAAUGCGCCUCCAACCCCUGUCAAAAUGGUGGUAGUUGCUUGGAUGGUAUCGCGUCCUAUUCAUGCAGUUGUCAAGCUGGUUUCACAGGCGACGAUUGUCAAACUGAUAUAGAUGAAUGCGCCUCCAACCCCUGUCAAAAUGGUGGGAGUUGCUUGGAUGGUAUCGCGUCCUAUUCAUGCAGUUGUCAAGCUGGUUUCACAGGCGACGAUUGUCAAACUGAUACAGAUGAAUGCGCCUCCAACCCCUGUCAAAAUGGUGGGAGUUGCUUGGAUGGUAUCGCGUCCUAUUCAUGCAGUUGUCAAGCUGGUUUCACAGGCGACGAUUGUCAAACUGAUAUAGAUGAAUGCGCCUCCAACCCUUGUCAAAAUGGUGGGAGUUGCUUGGAUGGUAUCGCGUCCUAUUCAUGCAGUUGUCCGACUGGUUUCACAGGCGAUGAUUGUCAAACGGAUGUAAAUGAAUGCGCCUCCAACCCUUGUCAAAAUGGUGGGAGUUGCUUGGAUGGUAUCGCGUCCUAUUCAUGCAGUUGUCAGACUGGUUUCACAGGCGAUGAUUGUCAAACUGAUGUAGAUGAAUGCGCCUCCAACCCCUGUCAAAAUGGUGGUAGUUGCUUGGAUGGUAUCGCGUCCUAUUCAUGCAGUUGUCCGACUGGUUUCACAGGCGAUGAUUGUCAAACUGAUGUAGAUGAAUGCGCCUCCAACCCCUGUCAAAAUGGUGGUAGUUGCUUGGAUGGUAUCGCGUCCUAUUCAUGCAGUUGUCCGACUGGUUUCACAGGCGAUGAUUGUCAAACUGAUGUAGAUGAAUGCACCUCCAACCCUUGUAAAAAUGGUGGUAGUUGCUUGAAUGGUAUCGCGUCCUAUUCAUGCAGUUGUCCAGCUGGUUUCACAGGCGAUAGAUGUCAAACGGAUGUAGAUGAAUGCGCCUCCAACCCCUGUCAAAAUGGUGGUAGUUGCUUGGAUGGUAUCGCGUCCUAUUCAUGCAGUUGUCCAGCAGGUUUCACUGGCGACGAUUGUCAAAUUGAUACAGAUAAAUGUGCCUCUAAACCAUGUCAAAAUGGGGGAAGUUGCUUGGAUGGUAUCGCGUCCUAUUCAUGCAGUUGUCCAGCUGGUUUCACAGGCGAUGAUUGUCAAACUGAUGUAGAUGAAUGCGCCUCCAACCCCUGUCAAAAUGGUGGUAGUUGCUUGGAUGGUAUCGCGUCUUAUUCAUGCAGUUGUCCGACUGGUUUCACAGGCGAUGAAUGUCAAAUUGAUACAGAUGAAUGUGCCUCCAACCCUUGUCAAAAUGGUGGGAGUUGCUUGGAUGGUAUCGUGUCCUAUUCAUGCAGUUGUCCAGCUGGUUUCACAGGCGACGAUUGUCAAACUGAUAUAGAUGAAUGUGCGUCUCGCCCUUGUCAAAACGGUGGCCUCUGCGUUGAUGAGGUGAAUGGGUACCGCUGUUUGUGUAAUCCGGGAUUCGGCGGCACACACUGUGAGACAGCACGAGUCGAUUGUGAUUCCAGUCCUUGUAUGAAUGGCGCCACCUGUGCCGGCGUGCUCGGCUCUGAUGGAUGGUUCACCUACCAGUGCACAUGCGCAGCGGGAUUCACGGGGAAAGACUGCCAAACCGCUGCCGGUAAAUGCGCCUCUGCUCCGUGUCAGAAUGGCGGGACCUGUACUGAUGGCGGUGGGUCCUAUACCUGUGAUUGCGUUACAGGUCACAGGGGUGACAAUUGCCAAGAGAAAUGCAUGUUUUGGAACUGGGACGAGCAAUGCGGUGGAAUAGUGGGUAGAAGGUCAGUUUUUGGUGAUGUGGUUAGCAAAGUGAAGAGAUUCAUGUUUGGUAACUAAUUCAAUACAUCUCGGAAUUAAGCCAUUGAUGAGCCAGUGACAUCCUUUCUCAAUAUGCUGAUUCAUUACGUGGGAGGUAAA